Molecule: messenger RNA, 1286 nt
Organism: Capra hircus (goat)
Lineage: Eukaryota; Metazoa; Chordata; Mammalia; Artiodactyla; Bovidae
Gene: SPATA31F3
Product: family with sequence similarity 205 member C
Exons: 5
Coding region: 1-1248 (415 amino acids)
Source: RefSeq, a predicted model, not a curated record
AUGUUGAGCCCUACUUUUAUUUUGUGGGAUGUUGGAUAUCCCUUUUACACUUAUGGCUCCAUCAUUAUUAUUGCAUUAAUUAUUUGGCAAGUGAAAAAGAACCAGCAAGAUGUAAAGUUGGGACCUAAGAGGAACUGCUGCCGGCGUCACCAGAAAGUCAAACAGAGGGCCAAAGAGAAAACACCAAGAGCUAGGAGACAUUCCCGGAAAGAAGCUGACAAGCUGCGGGAGCUGCUCUCGCUCAUGCGAAGCCAUGGCUGGCUUCCUCAGGAAGGGAGUGUGCGGCGGCUCCUGUGUGCAGACCCCUGCUGCCAAAUCUGCAAUUCUGUGGCUCUGGAGAUUCAGCAGUUGAUAUCGUGUGAGACUACGCUGACCACCGCUACCUCAUCGGGGCCAUCACAGGGCUCCUCUUGCCUAGAGGUUUUGUCCAUGUCUAGACUGAAGCGACUUAGCAGCAGCAGCAGCAGCAACAGUCUCUCUUUUGAUCAGGAGUCCCUGCCCUUCAAACAGCUUUCACUUCCAUCAGCAACCCGCACAGUGUCACAAGUAACAAAUCAGAAAUCUGUAACCCAGUCAGCUGCCAAGUCAGCCACUAAGCCAGCUACCAAGUCUGCCAGUGCAAUCAGCAUCCGCCAAUACUGGGCUGGUCACCAGCAGCUGAGGCAGGAAUGUCGAGGGUCAGAGUUGCCCUUGGACGCAGGAGCUGUGUCUUUUGUGAGCCUUGAAAAGCCUAGGAUUCCUGUGAACCAGCAUGUCAAGAAGAAGAGCAAAUCUGAAGGUAUUCUGAAGAAACAAGAAGCUGUAGAAGCCGACCUGGGAAAUAAGCUGAAGCAUUUUACACACGGGAUUAACCCUGACACGAAAGGUCAAGGGCAUAAGGAAUGCAUUCUCCGCUGUAAGGAUGAGAAAGCGGCCAAAACCAAGAGAAAAAAGGCUGAGAAGAGUCCACCUUCCACCAAACGCCCCAUGAAUGGAGCUAAGUUGGAGAAGGAGGAGGGCUUCUUUGACGCACUCCAGUGCCUGGACAGUGAGUUCCAGCGACAGUCCGUGCAGUCUGGUCAGUCCUGUUUCCUGCCCCUCUCCAGUGGCAGCUCCAAGGGCAGUCCUCUGCUGACUCGUGCCACUCAGCCAGAAAAUCCAUCGCAUGUCUCAAUUUGCACCUCAGCAAAAGGCACUUGUCUACCCCAGGAGAGUACCCAGUCCAGGAAGAAGGAGCUCAGAGGUUCCCAGACUUCUGCAUCCUCCUGAAAAGGCUGUCAUCAUCAUUUCCAUUAAUAAUCUGGUGA